CUCACGAGAUAGUUGUUCUGUGAGCAAGGUGACAGGCUGUUGCGUCUUGCGCAUGCGUAAAAUAAAUAAAAUCCCUCUAGUUCGUUACCGCGAAUUUUAAUUACAAUAAAUAGUAAAACAGUGCAUUAUCGUGUUGUUUAUCUCGCAUGAACAAAGUGUGUACAUUGUUAUUUGAACAUAAUUGGAAGUAUUGGAAUUUUUGUAUACGACAACAAGUUCGCUACUAAAGGAUUUUGUAAUAUUUUAAGAUACAACGUCUUGGAUUAAAUAUUACUAGAGUUGACGACAGCGAAAACUGUAUACGAUGAUGAUAUGAGCUAACACGAUGGACCUGCAACGGAGCGGACCAAAAUAAACUGUCAAAGUGACAGUUGACAGCCAAAACAAAAUCCAAAAUGGCGUUGCUGACAGCUGUGUGUGUGCUAAGUGCUGUGUUUGUGUGUGCCAAUGGACACGUAGCGUUAACUUUCCCACCCGCUAGGAAAUAUGAUUUGGACUUUUUAGAUAAUUCUCGGACUAAGCCCCCUUGCGGAAUGCCCAAAGGAUCAAUAAAAACUUCAUUUCUAGCGGGAUCCACAUUUAUAGUACAUUGGCAUUUAGCCUACGCGCAUCGAGGUGGUUUUAGUUUAAGAAUAUUAGACGAAUUAGAAAGGCCCGUGUUAGAUCUGACUCCACGGGCGGGAGGAACGGAGUUUGUCAGAGAUGACCCCACAGCCCAGAAGUAUGAAGUUAGGCUGCCAGGUGACUUCACGUGCUCUAACUGCACUCUUCAGCUGCAGAGAGAAGCAGCGGAGUGGGGCUCCAGCUAUCGGUUCUGGUCGUGCGCGGACAUCGACAUACUCACGCGUAAGGAAUACCACGAGACAUGCUCCGGGAAGGGCUUCCAUAUCCUGGGCAGAUGUAAGUGCAACAAGAUGUACAGCGGCUCCCGGUGCCAGUUCUCAGACGAGUGCUCGGAGGACACGGAGUGCGGCCUGCGCGGCAAGUGUGUGGACGUGCACUCCACAGAGUCUCCCACCAAGAUGUGCUACUGUCCUCACGGCUUCUACGGAAAGGGCUGUAAUAAGAAAUCCCCAUGGAAGGACAAGAAUGUAAACCUGGAGCAGUACAGCAAGAAGCAACUGUCCAAAGACUACACCCUGUACUGGCGCGUCAUCAAGGACAUGCACGAAGUGGAGUUUGUGAUGAUGGUCAACGGGACGUCCUACGCCGCACUUGGUUGGCGACCAAAAGGAUUGAAAAAAGAGUGCAAAAACUUCCCUGUUCUUGGACCGCCUUUAGAUAAACCUAACACACCGGAGCCAGAGCUACUCCCGAAACCGGAACCUAAAGCAGAGCCCGAGCCUAGUACGAAUUCUAACGAGGCUAAAUCCGAGCAUUCAACCAUUGAAACAAAACGUGAACCGAAAGCAGAACCAAAUCCCGAACCAACUUCUGAACCAAAGCCGGAACCAAGUUCUGAACCUAAGCCGGAACCAAGUUCUGAACCACAACCGGAACCUGCUUCUGAACCAAAUCCAGAACCUACUUCUGAACCAAGACCCGAACCGAGUUCUGAACCUGAACCCGAACCGAGUUCUGAACCAAAACCUGAACCGAGUUCUGAACCAGAACCCGAACCGAGUUCUGAACCAAAACCAGAACCGAGUUCUGAACCAAAACCAGAACCGACAUCUGAGCCAAAACCAGAGCCAAGCACGGAAUCAUAUUUUGAGAACGACAGGAACAAACGCGUCGCCAUGCAUACUCUAGAUGGGAUUGAUUUUAAGAACCUGGGCAAUGACGUCACAGUUAAAACCAGCAUUUCCUACAAAGUGUCAAGUUCUAAAGGACGUAAAAAACGAGCAGUAGAUGAAGCUGAAAAAUCAAAUUUGGAAACUUCAACAAUCAUAGAGAUUGAAACGGAAAAUUAUCCAAAACCCAUACCAACACAGCCCACUAAAUUUAGGCCUAAAUCAUUUAAACCUAAAUCUAAACUUAGUCCAAGUACCCCACUACCACCUUACGAAAGCUCACAACUUAAACCAGAACCAAUCCCUGAACCUAGUUCCGAGCCGACUUUAGAAACUAAUUCUGACUUGCCUUUUGAACCAAAACCUGAACCUACACAGCCAAAACUAGAAUCAAGCCCAGAACCUGAACCAACAUCCGAACCUAAUCCUACAACUGAAAACUCGUCUAAGGCACAUACUAUUGAACCAAAAUCUGAACCUGAACCGACCUCCGAACCAAAUUCAGAACCAGAACCAAAAUCCGAACCAAAUCCAGAACCAAACUCCGAACCGAGUCCUAAGCCAGAACCUACCUCAGAACCAAGUCCUGAACCUUCCUCAGAACCAAGUCCUGAGCCAGAACCCACAUCCGAACCAAGACCUGAACCCACUUCCGAACCAAAAUCAGAACCUACAGCCGAACCGAAACCAGAACCAAGUUCCGAACCAAAUCCUGAACCAAACCCCGAACCCACAUCCGAACCCACUUCCGAACCAAGUCCUGAGCCUACAGACGCUGACGCCGACAAUUUGCUAGUGAAAGGAUUGAACGAAGAAUCAGGCUACUUUCCGUCCCAUGAAUACGUACCCAAGUUCGAUUUCAACCCCAUGGACUGUACCGAUAUCGUGAUUGGCACUGCCAGAGGUAACUACCACAGAGUGCUGGAUUAUUACACUCGGGACAGAUCGACUCCUCGCGUGGACACGUUCUGGGGAGGCCACGACGACAUAACUGCUUCGUCUGGGUUCGAGGAAAACGGUGUCACCACCAUUAUGUUCAGAAAAAAGAUUAAGGCCAAAGAACCGACUGACCAUUCACUGGUUGACGACUUGAUGCAUGUAAUCUGGGCUCGCGGUCAGGAGCCGGGCAAGUAUGUGCACUCUCCCCCUGCCGGGGUCAGUGGGGGGGACUUCUACCGUGCUGACGAGCUCAAGUAUCACGGCCACGGAGACCAGCGGGGACUGCUCUCUAUGAACUUUUUUGAAGAAACAAAAAGUCCAUCAGCCGGGGGCGUGAGUCCGCUCGAUAACGAUAAAUGCGGCGCGCAGUAUAAGAUCCCGGCUUCCUGUGACGUCAGCAACAACACUUGCGACUACGUCGCGUCAUGGGAGUAUCUGGGUCAGAAGAGAGGCAAGGACUCCGUGCGGUUCACGAUCCGGACCAAGCAGAGCAAGUACUGGACCGGCAUCGGGUUCAGCAAUGAUAGGAGAAUGUCCCAAACAGACGCGAUAGUGGGGUGGGUGGACUCGCGAUCUGGGCGUCCGUUCCUCAUGGAUGCCUGGCUGGUGGGCUACUCCGCGCCCAGGAUGGACCGUCAGGAUGUCAGCCAGGCCACCGGCCAGCUCGUGGACGGAACCACCACGCUGUCCUUCGUGAGGAAACGGGAUACCGGCGACAGUAAGGACCUGGCGUUCACGGACACCCAAUGCUUAUACAUGAUGUUCGUGACGGGGGGCGGCGGGUACGAUCCUGUCAACAAGAGGAUGAGCAAGCACACCCAGGUCCCCAUCGUAUCCGACGACAGAAUCUGCAUCAAGCCUUGUGGACCUGAGCCUUUAGAAGAAGAACAAACAACAGAGAUAGUGUUGCCAGGUUCCCACACGUACGCCAUGUUGAUCCGCAUCACGGGACUGGCUGACAACUUCAAGCCUCCAGCGGUGGGCAGUCGGGAGUACGAGGAGUUGGCAACACAAGUCGUGGACAGCUUGGCGGGAGAAUUCGCCAAGAUUAAGGGAUAUAAGGGCAUCGUUGUUAACGGUUUUAUGCAAAACGAAACCAAAGCCAUUAUAGCAGAACUCACGCUCAAAUCAUUGGAAUCAAACACAAUUGAAGGUUCAAGCGCACGCUCGCUAGAUGGCGCUGUCUCACCGGCGCAGAAUGACACUGAACAGGACAGCGAUAUGACUAAAUGGGAGAAAGUUGUCAAGGACACCCUAGCGCAAGGAAGAGUUGGAAAUCUGAACGUUGAUCCCGAAUUUCUCGUGUUUGAACCGGAAAGUAUCACCACGGCGGCGGGAGGGGAGGACGGUGUGCGGGAGCCGGUGGCGGGCGCAGCACUACGGCUGUGGGUCGUGGUAGGCUGCGUGUGCGCACUGCUACUGUUGGCCGUGCUACAGGCUGUCUGCACCCUCGCACACGCGCAAUCUGCCAAAAACAAGGACAAGUUAAUAUCGAGCACAGUUUGGAAGGAUUACAAUUCGGCGAACACCAACUACGCCUUCGAGCCGUUUGAUACAGACACGUACAGGAACAGAACCCCCGGCCCCCGCGCGAGACCUACCUCCCCGCCCCCGCCCAGACCUGACGCCAUGGCCGGGAAGAUGAACGGCCACAAGACAUCUAAUGGACAUAAAGCAGGGAGCCCCAACGGUCAUAACAUGAACCCCAACGGUCAUCACGCCGCGAACGGCUCCAAACAUGCCUCCAGCCCCGGCCGCGUGGUGAAAACUCCUACCGGCACUGCUACCAAGAAAUUCCCCAACAGCGCGGCUCAGUUCUACCACGACACUCGGUCACUGCAACGACCCAGGAGUCAGUUUGGCUCUACAUACGAUCCCAGUUCUGGUAGCACGAGGUCGGGCCGGGACCGCGAGAGAACGUACUCACUGCCCCGUGGAUCGCACGGCCACCCGCACGGCUCGCACGAACCGCAGCCUGAUUUCUACUUCAUGCCGUCACAGAGGAAACACGAAGGUGAGAUUGUGCGUGUGUACGUCACGCCCAGAAACUAAACUAAAGGUUGUUUAGUAGAGUUCAAGAAAGAUAACAGUUUUACUUGGUACUAGUACUUAAAAUAUUCAAUACCUAUAAAAAUUACUGCAUCCCUAAAUGAUUACCUAAAAAGCAGUUCUGACUGCUUCGAAUGUUUGUUUGAAUGGCAAUAGAAAAACAAACAUUUAUAUUUAAUUUGUCAAAAGUAUUUUAAGAAUUAAGUGCUACACAAUUGUUUUUAUCGUUCACUUGGCAGAACAAUGUUUUACCAUCACACUCCUAGCAAAAGUUAAACCAAAAACUAAUACCUAUUAUAAAUUAAAAUAAUUCUAUAGAAUUACAUAAUUUCUAUGCAUUUGCUUGUAUAUAAUAUGUUUGUUGCUAAAGGUGGUAAAGCUUUCACCGUAACUUCUGCUAAUAUUCUUAUAUUACUUGUGUUUCUGAGGGUAGGUGUAGAUUGUAUAAUACUUUUAAAUCAUACAGUAUUUUGUGUUUCACUUAAUACCAUCACAUCAUUUUUAGUAAGUGAUAAUUAAAAAUGCCUUCAGCUUUGGUAUCUUGAAAAUAUUAGGUAAUAUUAGAAAAGUACAAAAGUAUGUAUUAAAUAUAUCGGUAUAGGCACUAUCGUUUAUUGUACUAUGCCUAAUUUGGGUAUAUAUUAUAAUCUAAGUAUGUAUAAGUAAGUUAUACUCAUAAUUUAUAAAAAAAUAUCCAGGUAGAGAUAAAACUCUCGCUCAUUACGAACUCUCCGUAUCUUCUGUUUGUUAUUUCUCUAUCUUCUUCUUGGUUUUGGGUUGUCAUUGUGUCUAAUACAAUAUAUUUUGAUUGUUCACAGAAUUCUAAGUGGAUGGACAUUACUAACAAACAGUUACCAAUUAGGAACUCAUCGAACACAUCUAUACAAAUAUAUUCUAGUCUUCUGUCACACUGAUAUUAGUUAUAAAUUAACGCAAAUAUUACUCUAGAAGUCUGCUUCUAGAAGAAAUGUUGAAUCUUUAUUAUUAACUCUAUCAUCGUCAUUUCAUAAUAUUAUCGAAAUUUCAAAGUACCGUCAAACAUGGCAAAUAUUGAUAAUUUUUUAAAUUAAUAUGGAGGGAUGGCGUUAGAAGAACUUUCUCUGUGUAAUAUUUCAUUUAGUUUUUAUAGUAUUUGACAGCUGAAAUUAUGCUGCUUAAGCUAAGACAGCCCAAUGCAAAAGUCGAAUGUUUUACGUAAGUAAAGUCUGAGCAAAGUCUAAGUACUAAGUGUUCUAUAAAAAGGGCGUUAAAUUAGAGUGGCGCUGCAGUCCCUGCAACAGGCUAAAUUUUAAAGGAGCGCAAAAAGCAAAAUGAUAAAUUAUUAUUAGCUUAUUUUGAUAUCUUUCCAUGACACAAUUUUUCCCCAUAAUUAUUGUUAGUAUAACAAACACUAAUGUGUAAGCAUUACUGUGUUACGGUCUGAAGGGCACCGUAGCUAGUGAAAUUACUGGGCGAAUGAGAUUUAACAUCUUAUGUCUCAAGGUGACGAACGCAGUUGUUGUGCCGCUCAGAAGUUUCGGGGUUUUUCAAGUAUCCUAAGCGGCACUGCAUUGUAAUACGCAGGGUGUAUCAAUUACCAUCAGCUGAACAUCCUGCUAGUCUCGUCCCUUAUUUUCAUUUAAAAAAACAGACGGUGAACUUAAUACCACGCGACAGAAGUGAAACCUUCAUCAAGGCGAAAUUAAUAAUACGAACAAAAGAUAGUUAUCUUUUGUAUAAAUUACUCUAGUAGAUUUUGGUCCAGCUAAUCGCGCUCCCUUGACGUCUCGAAUACUCAAACCGACAUAACCAAACGCCGCGCCGGUCUCACAUUUUAAUCAAUACCCAUGGCACACAAAAUAGUAUAUUGCGAUUCUAGCGCCAUCUAGUUAUAGGCUAUAGCAAUUACUGUACAACAUAAUGUACCUAAUUUUGCCAACUUUGAUCGGUACAUGUAGACUAAUAAGAAUUAGCACACCAAACAUAAUAUUAUUUACAAUUUGGCUUUAGCUUGGUAAAUAAUAAAUAUGGUACAAUGGUUGUAGUUAUAUGUUGUUGUUUUAUAUAAUUUUUAUUUCAACGAAUCAUUGGCAGCUUUGGUAUUUGGCAUCUUUCAUCAUGUUGAUCUUAAUUAUUAUAACAAAGCAUAGGUCCAUGAUUACGAUUAUUAAACCAAAUAAAACAAUUUGUAUUGCGGAAAAUAUCCUUUGUUUUUUAUUUAAAUAAAAAAUAUAAAUUUGUUAAUAUUGUCCCUGUAUAGGGUUGCCAACUUUUAUUAUAAGAAAUAUUUUAUAUCUGAUUACAAAGGAGGUAAAUAAAGAGUACGGACUUCCAAAAAAGAGUAUCAUUUUACAUUUUUAAAAAGGAAAUUUUUUGUGCAUGGCAUUGACAUAAUGACAUAAAUGGCUGCGUUCAGAAAUUUCCGAAUGUGGUUUGGGUAAUUGGGUAUACCAACAUAUUAACAGUAAAUAGUCGACUUUUUUGGUUAUGAUAUAAUGGGUUUGCAUAGAAAAAAGAGUAUUACAUACUCUUUUAGUGUUAUAUAGUGAACAAUUCUCUUGGCUACGCUAUUCCUACCGAUAUGAAGUAAUUACAUUAGCAAGUAUUAAGCUCUGUUUAAACUGAGGCGAAUAACGCGCGGGACGCGUUUUAGAGCAAUUAGCUCGCGUGCCUUAGCCUCUAAAACUGACGCGAGGUCCCGCGUAUCAUUUUUGGUUCUAAAGUGGAGAAACAUCAUGCAUCGUGAGAUCAAACAACUCGUAUUUCGCCUCAACUUGAGCGACUACUCGCGUCAAUUUGAACACGUCCAUACAAGUUAGCUGACACAAUCGGCGCGAGCGGAUUCCGUCCCCCACCCCGCACGUUAUUCCUCAGUUUGAACAGAGCUUUAUAACUAAACAGCGAUAGUGUUAGGUACCUACAUGUUGUUUAGUGUGCUUCUUCUUAUAUUAUCACUGUGUAGUAGAAAUAUAUAUGUAUUUCUGUAAAUGCAACUAAUGAUUUAAUGUUUUUCAUUUAUCUGCUCUUAUUAAUAUUUCAUAUUGUGUCACUAAAAUAUUUUCGUUAUUUUACCUUGCUGUAUAUUAUAUUCCUACCGGUGUCCAAUAUAAUAUACCAAAUAUAAUAACAAAGCAUAUAAAGUUCUUCUUUCCUUCAUAUGUAUCCUGUUAAUAAAUUCCUACGGUAUAACGAAUUAUACUCUAAUGAAGUGGCUGUAAAGUAUAUAUAGAUAAUUUGAUUAACAUUUUGAGUGUUGUCCAUUUUAGGUCUCAUACUUCGCGGCCAUAUUUUAUUUACAUUAUACUUUAUUGUCUGCUUCAAUUAGGUACCGCUACUACAAAUAUACGUAUAAUAUAUAUAUAAUACGUAUAAAUUAUCUAAGGAAUAAUACUAUAUUGAGUAACAGCGGUUUUUCGCAGCAUUACCUACAGGUUAACCUGUACCUACCAAAAUUUCAACGUUAUUUUUUUACUUGAGUUAGUAAAUAUACUACCUUAAAAAAUAUGAUUGACAUAAGUACGUUAAUUUUUAUUGUUUUCACUCACAAUUUGCUUAUGUAUGUAUAAAUUACAGAAAAAAUAUUAAUCUAGUAUGUAGAUAAUAUUGAAUAAUUAUAGUUUUUUGUUUUAUAAGAUACUUAUUAAGAAUGUUUAAAUUUUAGCCUCCCAUUUACAUUAAUAUUUUUUUGAAUCUUUUGUAUGCUAAAGUGUAUUAUUUUAAUUUUAAUAGUGUAAUACUUGUUGACGUUUAAGUUUUUAUGAUAAGAUACAUGUACAAAUAUAGUUAGUUAGGUAAAGGUGACGCCACACUGGCUAGACUGCUCAGAUGGCACACUGCUAUACCGUUGGUGUGGUCGUACCUUUAUAUUAUAUUAUUUAUUAUGUUAAUGACAGAGCUGAGGCAAACCAAGCUUCAGAACGCGAAGCAAACUUAAUUUCGAGCACUCACUAAAGACACUAAUCACUGCCGAAAUGUAUGACCGAGAAAAAAGUUAUACGUGAUAGUACGUAUGCGGCAGACAGAUAAAAGAUCAAUGACCGAAAUUAUGUUUGCUUCGUGACACGUGUAUAAAAUAUAUACAGUUGAUAAAGUAUAUUUUUAUGUAUGUUUAUACUCAUUCUAGUAUAGUGAGGUAAAUAUUACUUAAGUUUUAAGUAAAAAUUUUGUAUAAACCGUGAUGAUGGUCCAACACAUAAAAGGCUGUAAGAUGAGUAAUUAUUAUUAAAAAAAUAAUAAUUAAUAAAGGCUAAUAUUUUAUGUAUUUACUACCAUCACGAAUAUUAUUAUUAGAUCGAGCUAAUUGCCACGCAAUAUACGCAAUGAAUUUUGACAGUUCACUAUUAGUAUUAUUUUACUCUGUUCUAUUAUUUUAUCUACACCCAUGCUUUAAAACCUCUAUUAAAGAUUCUGAAACAGUUAGCUUAUUGCCAACAUUAAAACACCCAAUGUUAUAAUAACCAUUACAUCAUCCAAACGAGUGUUGUAAGGUUGUACUGAAUUUCAUAACAACACCCCUAUGUUUUUUUUUUCGAUCCCUUCAUGCGCAGAGAGUUUCAACAGACAGCCACAUUCUUAUUGCUCAAUGCGUAUAUCUGUAUGAAUUUAAAAAAAAGAACAUUUUCGUUUACGCGCGUUCCACACUAUCAGAACGCCGCGCGCCGUUAAAAAAAGUAGAUUAUUCGAAUCCCCGCCAUUUUUCUUCGAUAUUUUUAAUGUUUUGUUUACAAAAAAUAAGCGAUUCAUUUUAAACGCUGAAUAUUCGAGUGAAUUUUGAUUAUUGCACUAUACAAAAUGUAAAUUACUACUAAAAUAAAUAAUUGUUUCCUUAAUACUUAGUUUAUUUGUAUAUAAUCAGUAACGAAUUAUAUUAGGUUACUACUGGGACUGGUGUUUUAAUGUUAGCAGUAAGCUAACUGUUCCAGAAUCUUUUAGAGGAUUCUAAUUCUGGGUGUAGAUAAAGUCUUGUACGCAACUGUUGAUAAUUAGGUAACACUCAUGUGAUACUAUUAUCAUAAUAUAUAAACCCACAUUAGUGUUUGAAUAUCCCUUAUUACACAACAGUUGCAUAAAUAACUAUUACUUCACGGUUUAUCAUUUUAAAAUAUAUGAUUCCUUUGCGGAACUUUUACGGUUAUUUUGUGAGUAAUUAUACAUAUAACAUAUUAUACAAUUUUUGUCUACAAAUCAAUUUGUCGUGUCUGUGAACAACAUACGAUCCGUCCAUACAUUCGUCCACGUUUUUUUAACGGCAAAACUACAAUUAUGGUGCUUUUUAUAAGUAUAAGAAUUAAUAUAUUAGUUUCAAAAUAUUUUAUGUUACGUUACCGAUACCUUCUAAAUAUGUGUUAAUAAUUAAGACGACUUAGAAAAUUAGCCACUUAAAUAAUUUUCAAAUUUAGUAGGUAUUACUUUAUGUAAAUUCUUUAAUAUAUUUGUAUAAAGGCUUACUUAUAUUAGAGAUUUUAUUUGAGUUGUGAUUAUACAAAAACUUCAAUAGUAUAAUGAAAUUUUAAAAGAUAUUUAAUUAAAAAAAAAAGUUUUUUUAUGAUUUACCUGUGAUCAUCACGUCUAAAUGUGAUACUGCAACCGCCCAACGUUGAUAGCUGGCAAUCCACAACAGCGCGUUCAAAGAAUAUUUUCGAGACAAGACACUCAUUUACACUUUCUGGAAACAUUAUCCGGCUGCAUUCCGAUCCUUGAAACACAUUUAAUUAUUGUCGCAAAAUUCAAAAAACUUGAAUCAUUGUAAAUAUCCAGUUAAUAGUGAUAUAAUAAAUAUUUUGUCACUAACAACCAUCCAUUUGCCAACAUUCCCAGAAUAAACGUUUUAUUUUAUACUAUUUUAUUAGGACUAAGAAUGUAUAAUUGAUUCCGUAUUUAUAUUGGACUUAUGUAGAAUUUAUGUGACCUUAUAUAGAUUAAUUAAUUUAUGGAAAAUUAUAACAAUAGUACCAUAGAAUAACACGAGUAUUAAAACCGAAAUAACAGAACCAAAUGUUAGAAAUGAAUAAAUAUUUAAAUAUUA
Messenger RNA from Leptidea sinapis, 10725 nucleotides. RefSeq lists its product as uncharacterized. The transcript has 24 exons. Lineage: Eukaryota; Metazoa; Arthropoda; Insecta; Lepidoptera; Pieridae. Bases 396 to 4724 code for a protein of 1442 amino acids. The record is from RefSeq and is a predicted model, not a curated record.